Tremella mesenterica DSM 1558 is the source of this 2712-nucleotide messenger RNA. RefSeq lists its product as uncharacterized. NCBI's taxonomy places the organism in Eukaryota, Fungi, Basidiomycota, Tremellomycetes, Tremellales, Tremellaceae. The transcript is spliced from 4 exons. The coding region runs from base 130 to 2616 and encodes 828 amino acids. The record is from RefSeq and is a predicted model, not a curated record. Gene Ontology annotation, molecular function: glycosyltransferase activity. Gene Ontology annotation, cellular component: cytoplasm.
CACUCCUCCCCCCACUCCUGGAGAUCGACCAUCAAACAGCUAAACGACUUUCUUGAAUAUAGAAAGGAAUCUCACGAAGAAAGAAUCUCAAAGAUAAAGAACAGAACAAGACAAAAAACAAAACACAAAAUGCUUCCAAACGCUUUCAUAACCCUUCUCACCACUCCUUCUUACCUUCCUGGUGCUUUAGUGAUACUUCAUUCUCUCCGAGAACUUCACCCUGAUCCGAGACAAUUCAAAAUCGUUUGUCUGGUGACGCCCGAAACUGUUGAUGCGAAGGUUAUAGGUCAAUUGAGAGAAGCGGGAUUCGAUCUGAUCAUUGGUGUUGAACCUAUUGCUAGUGGUGAACAAGGACAAGAUGGGUUAAAUCUUAUGGGUCGCCCAGAUCUCAAUCUCGCUCUCACCAAACUCCAUUUAUUCCGUCUCGCCCCUCUCUUCUCCACUAUCAUCUACCUCGAUGCCGACGUUCUACCCAUACGUCCCCUGGAUCAUCUCUUCACAGCUACCGAACCCCAUGUCCUCUCUGCCUGUCCCGAUACAGGUUGGCCAGAUUGUUUCAACUCCGGAGUCAUGGUCAUUCGUCCUAGAGAAUCAGAUUUCCUCGGUAUGCAAAACCUUCUUAAAGGUGGUGAAGGAAGUGAUGGAGUGUUUAGAGCGGGAAAUGGGAGUUUUGAUGGUGCGGAUCAAGGUGUUUUGAAUGAAUGGUUCUCUGAAGAAGGAGGUGGAGGAGAGUGGCACAGACUCCCAUUCACAUACAAUGUCACACCUAGCGCCGCAUAUCAAUAUGCUCCAGCGUACAAGAGGUAUGGCCACAAGAUUAACGCUGUUCAUUUCAUCGGUCCUCACAAACCAUGGUCAAAUCUCUCUUCACGUCCGGCUCGUUUUUCCACAACUCAAAACAAACCACCAGCAUUUGAUUAUCCAUCUCUUAUAGACCGAUGGUACGGCGUUUACGACCGCAACAUUCGACCCGCUCAAGCACAUCAACCCGACAUAGUCAAACGUUUCGCAGUUCCAGAGAAUGUAGCCGUGUGGAAUCAACCCACUCUAUCCGGUACACCUCAUCAACCGGAUGACCGAAUGGAUUUAGAAGAACUUAAAGCUGCUGCAGAGCGAGGUGUCAACGCAUUCUCCUCUGGGCAAUAUACUAGCUUACCACUCGAAGGUCGAGUCAAUCUCAUGAUGCCUAAACCUCAAUCUGCACUGAUCCCGCCUCCGCCGCCACCUCAACCUCCCAGCCCGACCAUCAGUGCAACCCCUCACACCGUCUCAGUGCCGUUACCGCAGACCAUCCAACAACAAACACAACAGCCAGCUACUUGGGAUGCCACUCAUCACGCACCACCUAGUCACGGUCGUCCCGAAAUGGAGAUACAUAUGAACACGCAUUACGAACCCGCCUGGGAACAGCCCGCUAGUGUGCAAUCAUCGUAUUUCCAACAACCGCCUGUGUAUCAGCCAGAACCUCACUAUCCCUCUAUACCUCCAAACGUUCGAAACGACCAGUGGUAUCGCGAGUUUACCGGUACAGUCCCUAGUCGAUCCUUGAUCCUCCCGGUGUUUCCGUGGGAAGAACCUGGUCAUCAUCAUCAUCGAGCCGAGCGUGUCUUUCCACCUGGUAACACACCACCACCAGAAUCACCCCAUUUGAUCAAACCUUUCAUUGCUGUCCAGGAACCCACUCCACCUGUGCAAUCUCCCUCUCGAUCACCCGAACAUGUACCUGCACCCGCUCCUGCUCCCCCACCUCGUUCCAUGGAAGAGGCCAUGGCGUCGUACAUCAACGCGUGGGAUGUGGAUCCAAAGAUACAACGUUAUGUCGAUCGUAUAUCUGGUUCUCGACGUGGGACUUCCACGCCAUCGGCUCUUCAAUCCGUCCCUGGUACCCCUCGGUAUGUGCCAGUGAGCUACGACUUUGAUCAUCAACAAGGCAUGGACUCGGACGGCAGCGAAGAUGGGGAUGACGAAGGUGGUGACGACGAGUCCUCAGAGUCACUAAACAGUAGUCGUGCGACGUCAAGAGAGCGACCUAUUGGUGACAAUCCUAUCAGUUCUUCAAACUCUCGAAAGAGGUAUCGCGAUCGAUAUGCUCAGACGGAUAAUCCUCAAUUGGCUGAUGCCAAGGUUCAAGUCGUACCUGGUGGCGGACCGUCUCCUGCUGUUCGCACCAUCGAUUUACCACCUACUCAUCCUCAACCCCGGAAUGUACCAAUCAAACCUACAAGCAACGCUCAUAUUCAAUCUCCGUCAGAACCGACUGAAAUACCAUCUCGUAAAACAUCCUCAUCAUCUGAUACCGCUCGACCCGAAACGGCAUUGGUCACACCGACCUCGGAUGCCGUGGCUCUCGGUGGCUCAACACCAGUCCCCUUUCCCGUGUCCCACGAGGCGCCAAAAGUCCGACCGAGGAUCGCAGUUCAUCGUCAAACUCCAUCGACAGCGAGCAUCGCUUCGGAGCAUCUUACAGAUUCAGGUGUACCGAAGAACCCGCAGAGCGUAGCGAGGGUUUGGGACCCAAGUACGGAUCCAGAGGUUAUGAAGAGAGAAACGCAGGAGAUGUUGGACAGGUUUAUGCGAUUAGGAAGUUUCACCAAAACUGCCGUGAUCCCAAAGUGAUAUCACCUGACCUCGGUUGUUGGAUAGGGGUGGUAAUUGUCCGAUUGGUUGGAGAACAAUGGGGGGUUUUAGUAGAAGCGAAUCAUGAUCUUGUGA